CCAACGUGCAGAAGGGCCCAAACGGGGCAUUAUUACAGGCUAGACAAGCCCAGCGCGCCCACGCCAGACCGCCAGCUCCGCCCGCCUGAGUUGUGCCCCCCAAACGCCGCGGAUUUGGCUGCAUGUGGCGCGCUGCCAAUCCUUCGUAAAGGGCAUCCAGCCCGGCACUACUCCGUGCAGCCAGCCCAUUCAUUUCCAAUUUCCGGUCCGCACGCGGCUUUCCCUCCCCUCCCCUCUCACAACGUCAACGACGACCUUGGAUAUCCACAGAUCCACGGAUCCGACGGCCAAAAUGUCGUACAACAAUCAGUACGGCAACCAGUACAGCAGCCAGUACGCCGCCCCGGACGGCCCUGAUUCAACGGUCCACUACCAUGGCUCACCCCACGCACAGGACCAGCACGAGAUGCAGCCGUUCGUGCACGCGCAAGAAGACCCCAGCGUGCUGCCGACCAACGAGUUCCUGAACCGGGUGCAGCAGACGCGGACCGAGAUCCGGCGGCUGGGCGACGAGGUGCAGCAGUUGGCGGGGCUGCACCAGCGCGCGCUGGCCAACGCCGACAGCAGCGCGAGCAGCCCGGAGCGGCAGCAGCUCGACUACCUAGCCGCCGCGACGCAGCAGCGCAGCGGCGAGGUGCGCGAGCUGAUCCGCGUGCUGCGCGCCGACGCCGAGCACACGCAGGACGCCGGCGCCUUCAAGAUCAAGCGCGGCCAGGUCGAGAGCCUCGGCGCCGACUUCCGCACCGAGCUGCGCCGCCAGCUCGACGAAGAGAACCGCUACCGCGACGCCUGCCGCGGCCAGAUCACCCGCCAGUUCCGCAUCGUCAACCCCGACGCCACCGACGACGAGGUGCGCGCCGCUGCUGACAGGGACUGGGACAACGAGGGCGUCUUUCAGGCUGCGCUCCGCACCAACCGCUCCGCCGAGGCCACGGCCGUGCUGGGCGCCGUGCGGGCGCGCCACACGGAGCUGGUCAACAUCGAGCGCACCAUCCGCGAGCUGAUGCAGCUGUUCCAGGACCUCGACACGCUCGUCGUCCAGCAGAGCGCCACCAUCGUGCAGGUGGCCGAGCAGGCGCACCGCGCCAACGACGACCUCGAGAAGGGCGCCGAGCACGUCCGCGGCGCCACGGGAAUCGUCCGCCACACCCGCAAGCUCAAGUGGUGGUGUCUGCUGGUCGUUGUGCUCAUCAUCCUCGUCAUCGCGCUGGCGGUGGGCUUGGCGGUCGGGUUGAGGAAGGCGACUUCGUGAGUGGGGGGGCCGGCAUACUCGGUUUGGAAUGGUGGGUGUGGGUUCGGAACUUUGAAAAAUCGGACAUUGGGGGCAUUUUGCUUGGACAGGUAAGGGACUCAGCACAGAACGGUAACUGGGUGUAUAUAUAGUGUAAUCUCGUCGUAAUUUCAUAGACUCUCCCGAGACAACCAUUCCCGCUCCUGCUCAGUCUCUAGGUCGUCGGUGUCCAUAUAAUUACCAUGGGUAAUUCUAUCGUUCUGUAUUAAUCGGGCCGGUUGUACUUUGAAGUCCGCCAUGUGGCUGUGGGUCGUCAUAAACUCAUAGGAGUAUUCCGAGAGCUCACUGUCACAGCCUAGUGCUGCCUCAAUUCACCCCACCAACCUCUCUUUCUC
Messenger RNA from Lasiosphaeria miniovina, 1626 nucleotides. RefSeq names its product t-SNARE. The transcript has 3 exons. Gene Ontology annotation, molecular function: SNAP receptor activity; SNARE binding. The record is from RefSeq and is a predicted model, not a curated record. Lineage: Eukaryota; Fungi; Ascomycota; Sordariomycetes; Sordariales; Lasiosphaeriaceae. Gene Ontology annotation, cellular component: plasma membrane; SNARE complex; endomembrane system. Gene Ontology annotation, biological process: intracellular protein transport; vesicle fusion; exocytosis. The coding region runs from base 293 to 1252 and encodes 319 amino acids.